AUGCAGAUCAAGAACGUCAUCUUCACUACAUCCUUUGCCACAGUCACUGCUCACCCCGACGCCAAGUCUGACCCAUUUAGUGUUAUCGCUAUUCACUCUGGCUCUAGUGUUCAGAACUCUGCUUUCGAUGCCGCACAUGGCGGCAUUUUUGCUGGUCUGCCUUCCCAGAAUGCCAGCUGUGACAACACCGAGGAACAAUAUGCCACCUUCUACCUAAGCGAAGAAGCCCUGUAUCUCUAUUCCGAGUCCGAUUCUAAACAGGAGAUCUACGUUGAUGCCUCUGAAAUAGGUAAGAUCGGAUACACUACUGGCACAGAGGCUUUGCCUAGGAACGGCGAGCGCGCAGGCUGGGCAAAUAACGAUGGUCAUCUCCAAUUCGCAGGGAAUGACCUCAUUGCUUGCCCCAAUAGCAUUGAUGGUGCUUGGUCUAUUUGGGCUUCGGCUGGCGUUGACAACCCCGCCGGCAACACUGAGUGUGUUGGAAUUGUAUCUCGCAUUGAGUCAAGCUCCUCCAAGGGUUGCACCUACACUUCUUAG
Messenger RNA from Penicillium odoratum, 537 nucleotides. RefSeq lists its product as uncharacterized. The coding region runs from base 1 to 537 and encodes 178 amino acids. NCBI's taxonomy places the organism in Eukaryota, Fungi, Ascomycota, Eurotiomycetes, Eurotiales, Aspergillaceae. The transcript has 2 exons. The record is from RefSeq and is a predicted model, not a curated record.